This is a messenger RNA of Episyrphus balteatus (marmalade hoverfly), 1146 nucleotides long. RefSeq names its product protein-S-isoprenylcysteine O-methyltransferase (gene ste14). The record is from RefSeq and is a predicted model, not a curated record. The coding region runs from base 99 to 962 and encodes 287 amino acids. Gene Ontology annotation, biological process: C-terminal protein methylation. Gene Ontology annotation, cellular component: membrane; endoplasmic reticulum. Gene Ontology annotation, molecular function: protein C-terminal S-isoprenylcysteine carboxyl O-methyltransferase activity. Lineage: Eukaryota; Metazoa; Arthropoda; Insecta; Diptera; Syrphidae. The transcript is spliced from 4 exons.
CUAGUUAUGUACUUGCUUCUCCUCCAGCUGUUUUAACAUAAAUAAAUUGAAAAUUAUCUUAAAAAAAUAUUAAUUUACUUGUUUUUUUGCAAUAAAAUAUGCUUUGCCAUGAAGGUAGAUUAAGUUUGUACUGCUUUUUUGGCACAGCAGGAAUCAUUCUAACAUUAUGUGUGCCACAUUUUGUGUUGGAUAUUGUGCCAAACGUUUGGGGCGCCGCUUUGUGGGGCCCUUUUCUAUAUUAUGCUUUAAUCAAUAUGAUUUUAAGAUUUUCACUUAAAAACAAUGAUUAUCAGAUCGCCAUUAGAGCUUCCUUGUUGGGCUUUGUAUCUUCAGUCAGUGCUCUCCUCAUCAUCUUUGCCCCUGGCUCUUGGAAGCAAUUUGGAGUGUAUGGAUUUUUCUUAUCAUUCUUCCACUACUCGGAGUUUUUGGCCAUUGCUUGGUCAAACCCAUCAAGUCUUUCCAUCGAUUCAUUUAUUCUCAAUCAUUCUCUGCACUAUGCGAUUGCUGCAACAAUGAGCUGGACAGAAUUCGUCCUGGAAACCUUGUUUCUGCCUGAUUUCAAAUCAACAUACUCAAUUUGGGUGAUUGGGGUGGCGCUUUGUCUGUUUGGAGAAAUAAUGAGGAAAUCAGCCAUGAUAACAGCCAUGUCCAAUUUCAAUCAUCUCGUCCAAUAUGUAAAAGCUAAAGAUCAUCAACUUGUAACACACGGUGUGUACGCUUAUGUAAGGCAUCCGUCGUAUGUUGGUUGGUUUUGGUGGUCCAUUGGCACUCAAAUUAUUCUGUUGAAUCCAAUUUGCAUUUGUCUCUAUACAAUUGUUAGUUGGAAAUUCUUCAAAGACAGGAUAUUUGUGGAAGAGAUAACAUUACUUAACUUCUUUGGCGUCCAGUAUUAUGAUUAUCAGCAGAAAGUGCCUGCUGGAUUACCAUUUAUUAAAGGCUAUGAAAUUAAUAAGAGCCAAUAAGAGUUUGUGUAGUUUGCCAAAAUUGUAAAUAAUGCAAAUGUAAAUUUUACUUAAUAUCAAGAGUGUGUAUAGAUAGAAAAAAAGAUUUAACUUAAGAAGCCCGUGCUAACUUCUAUUUAACAAUUAAAGUAGAAUCUAUAUUAUGUAUAUUUGUAUUUCCUUCAAAGUAGAUUAAUUUAAAAUU